Molecule: messenger RNA, 1039 nt
Organism: Mercurialis annua (annual mercury)
Lineage: Eukaryota; Viridiplantae; Streptophyta; Magnoliopsida; Malpighiales; Euphorbiaceae
Product: transcription factor MYB63-like
Exons: 3
Coding region: 56-844 (262 amino acids)
Source: RefSeq, a predicted model, not a curated record
UCAAUGUUGAAAACUUGUAAGAUCGAUCUAACUUCGAAGAAAUUAAAAGAUAAUAAUGAGGAGAUCAGCUUCAUCUUCAUGGUCUGGCCAAAUUUGUGUAAGGAGAGGAACAUGGAGUCCUGAUGAAGAUCACAAAUUAAUUUCUUACAUUCAAAGAUAUGGUAUUUGGAAUUGGAAUGAGAUGUCAAAAGCUGCUGGUUUGUUUAGGUCAGGGAAGAGCUGCAGGCUUAGAUGGUUUAAUUACUUGAAACCAGAUAUAAGACAUGGAAAUUUCACCGAGGAAGAAGAAGACACCAUAGUCAAACUGCAUGAAAUAUUAGGGAAUAGAUGGUCCGAAAUUGCAGCCAGAUUGCCCGGAAGAACAGACAAUGAAAUAAAAAAUUUCUGGAAUACCAAGAAAAGAAAACUUGAGAGGAACAAAACAAAAACAAAAUCAAAUUCAUUGCCAAAAGUGCAAACACCUACCAAUGUUCCAAAUCCACUGGACCAAACAGAAAUCACAAACUAUGAGCUCUCAACUUCACUAAACAUACCUACAAAUUUUCAGGAGCAGCCAUCAUUUCCAGUGGAGGAUUAUGAUCGGCAAAAUAAUUACAUUGCAGAGACAAAAAUGUCCGAAUCAGGGCUCAUGAUCCAGCCAUUUCCUUCAUGUGAUGACUUGUUUAUCUAUUCUCUUGUAUGCACACUUAAGAACCAGGACAGUCACUUGUCUGAAUUAUCUGCAUCAGGAGAGCAACAAUUUACACCGAGUACCGAUCAACAUCAAGAUGACGGAACCAUAGGCGCAAACUUGCAUUUGGAUUUGGAGAUUGAAAAGUAUCUUCGCAAUAUUCUUCUGAUAUAGGAGAUUUAAUGUUUUUUGAUAAUCCUUUAUGAUAUCGUAAAUUUUGGACGAGUUUAAUGUUUUUUUUUUGAUAACUGGGGAGGGACGAGUUUAAUGUUCAUGUAAUGGAGUUAGAUUAUAAUAUAUAGUUGUAAGAACGUCGUGUAUCUAUGCUCAUGAAUGCUGAAAUGAUGUUCAACUGGUUUGAUAUAAUUA